AUGGAUGGACUCGACCAACAGCCUGGCGCCGACGCCAGCGGCCUGCGCGAACGCUUGCCUCAAAAGCCCGAAGUUCCAAUCAAAGCUUCAUCACCAGAAACCGCCCAAGAUGCCGUCCGGAAACUCAACGACGAUGAGCAAAAGCAGAACAAGGAAGAGAAGGAUCGUAAAACGUAUGGCAGGACACCAGACGGCACAGUCUUCACCGUCCCCCAUACCGAAGACAUGGUGUCCCAGCUCUUCGACCCUCGAGAACCCAAAAAUGCCUCCGACUUCGCCAUCACCGCCGUCCUAGGCGGCAUGUUCCUCCUCUUCUACCUCCUGCCUCCCAAAUGGCGGAUACCCAUCUUCGCCAUCAUCUUCAUCUUCUGGCGGAUAUGCUACAACGCCGGCAUCGGCUGGCUGCUACACAACCAAUCCCACCACAAACGUCUCGUUGCUUGGGCAAAGUCUUCCAAGAUCUUCGAGAACCCCGCGAAGGGUAAUCAACCCCGUCCGUGGCUGUGGAAAUUCCUCAAAUACGAGAUGGAGGUGAAGAUUCCCGAAAACUACAAGUUCGAGGACGCGCCGAUUGAGUACAACACCUGGCUCGUCUUUCGCCGGGUCUGCGACUUGAUUCUGAUGAGCGAUUUCAUUUCCUACUGCUUGUUCGCUACGGCAUGCGGUGGUCGGCCGGAUGGAGAGAAGAUUGGCAUGACCAUUGCCCGCUGGGUCGGUGGAUGGAUCCUCAUCCUCUUCAACCUCUGGGUUAAGCUGGACGCCCAUCGAGUCGUCAAAGACUUUGCCUGGUACUGGGGUGACUUUUUUUUCCUCAUCGAUCAGGAACUCACCUUUGACGGCGUGUUCGAGCUGGCUCCACAUCCCAUGUACUCUGUUGGCUAUGCAGGCUUCUACGGUAUCUCACUCCUGGCCGCAAGCUACAAGGUGUUGUUCAUCUCCAUCUUCGGCCAAGCUUUGCAACUCAUCUUCUUGACGCUCGUGGAGAGCCCGCACAUUGAGAGGACUUACAACGCGCCACCGCCGCAUCCCAAGCGCAGCGCGUCGAUUUCAGAGUCGGAGAAGACCGAGCCCCCUUCAGUCCUUCUCAGCCCAGUCACCAGCCCUUCGCAAGUCCCCGUUCAGGCAGCCAGCAGCUUGGAGAAACCAUCAGCAGUCCACAACCUUCUGGGUCUUCAGAACAUGGACCUACACCGUGUCACCGACGUCGCUGUGCUGGUGCUACAGUUUUACAUGUACACUUUGGCCUUGUUCACUCCGUCCACCGCGACCUGGCAAGCUCUGUUCGUUAUUUCUGCCACCGUCUGGCGGCUAUGGUAUUCCAUCGGCAUCGGGAUCAUCCUCAACCAGCAGUCCAACCACAAACGAUGGACCCGACACUUCCUCAAAUACGGCGACAGCACCGAAGAAGCUUGGCGACAGUGGAAAGGCAUCUACCACGUCAGCAUGACCAUGUGCUACACGAGUUUCAUCUGCGCCGCUUGGAAGAUGUACGGCUUGCCGGCCGACUGGAACUAUGGAAUGACGACUCUCCGACACGUCGUCGGCCUGGCAUUGAUUGCGCUCCAUUUCUGGACCAUCACUCAGAUCUACGAGUCGCUCGGCGAGUUUGGCUGGUUCUUCGGCGACUUUUUCUACAACGAAUCCCCCAAGCUUACGUACGGUGGAAUCUACCGCUUUCUCAACAACCCCGAGCGCACUAUCGGUCUUGCCGGCCUCUGGGGCGCCGCAUUGAUCACCUGGAGCAAAGCCAUCUUCUUCCUGGCGUUGCUCAGCCAUCUCCUGACCCUCUGCUUCAUCCAGUUCGUCGAGAGGCCGCACAUGCAGAAACUAUAUCGCCGGUCCAUCCGCGACACCUCUGGCGUCUCGCGCAACUUUGCCUCGAUCCUCCCCUCGCCCAUCCAGAAAUGGCAAGGCAGUGCGAACCAAGUGCUCGACGACGGCCUCGAUUUCGUGGAAGACUUUAUCGAAGCCGCGCGCCCCAAGCUCGCCAACGGGUUCAGCGAUUUCGUCAAGGAUUCGCGCACACUGUUCACGCAGUUCCCCACGCGCAUCAGAAUCAGCCGCAUAGCGCCGCACCUCGAAGGCUACGAUCCGAAGGAGUAUUCCAUCGAGGUUGACGCGUCGAAUCCCGCCAUCACAUUCGAGGACAGCGCUUCCAGUGGCCGCGAGGGCGAGGUGGGACAACUGCCGCAGAAGCGGAAGGAUAGUUUCCGCCGGCUGGUGGUGGAGUAUGGGGCGCCGAUCAAGGUGAAGUGGACUGCGCCGCUUAAUCACAGCCCUCGCGACUGGGUUGGCUUGUACAAAGUGGCGGAUAACGGAAGUCGCGAACUCACCAAGGUGACAUCGCAGGGAAGAUGGGCGGCAACUAAUAAGGGGAAUUCCACUUACGCGCAUGCGGAUGAUGGGAUCUUGAUCUCAGAUAUGAGAGUGUCUGGCCAAGGGCGCAAGGAUGGAGAGAAGAAGGACUACUUCUCAGGCGAGAUUGAAUUUGCCGGAGACAAGCUCUGGUGGACCUCCGGCGCCUUCGAGUUCCGCUACCACCACGACGGCCGCUACAACGUCAUGGCCAUCUCGCUCCCCUUUGAAAUCCAAAUCUCCCGCUUCGCCGAAGACGAGCAACAGCAAGCAGGCCCCAGCAGCAGUACCACCACCUCCGUCGACCAAACCCUCACCCUCCCCGAAACCCAACAAACCUCCAUCGCCACCGCCCUCCUCCCCGUCGUGCAAAACUGCUUCGACCGCGACCCGGACGUCGCGCCGCGCACCAUCGACGAGCACUUUGGCCCCACCCUUGAGCGCGAGGGCAAGUACGCGCGCCGCGUCGUGUAUGCCGUCAGCAGGAUGUUUGGGAUUGAUUUUGCGCCCGAGGUCGUCGGGGCGGAUGGGACGGUGAGGAAUCUUGCGUGGCGCGUUUGGAAUGCUAAGAGGGUGUUGGCGCCUUAUAGUAUGGAGAAUGGAGGUAGGCCGGGGACGCCGAAGGAGGGGUGA
Neohortaea acidophila is the source of this 2988-nucleotide messenger RNA. RefSeq names its product phosphatidylethanolamine N-methyltransferase. Bases 1 to 2988 code for a protein of 995 amino acids. Lineage: Eukaryota; Fungi; Ascomycota; Dothideomycetes; Mycosphaerellales; Teratosphaeriaceae. Gene Ontology annotation, biological process: phosphatidylcholine biosynthetic process. Gene Ontology annotation, molecular function: phosphatidylethanolamine N-methyltransferase activity. The transcript has 3 exons. The record is from RefSeq and is a predicted model, not a curated record.